CUAUUGGCUAUAUGCUAAUUGCCCUGCCUAUUGCUCUAGGUUACGACCCUUCACGAGUCGAUCCGUACCGAGGGCUCGGCCUCUGUCCGAUUGUGGCGCACCGUCCAGGAAAACUAUCAAAAAGGUUGCGCCGCCUCGCGACCGCGUACUUCUUUGAACUCACCACCUGAACCAUACAUCGACUUUCGAGCCGAAUUCGCAGGUCAUCAUGACUGAUUACGCGCAAUAUCAACAACCCCAUCACGCGCACGCGUCCGCGCAUAUGCAGAAUUAUGGCGCGCAAAACCCAGGAGCCGCGAACCCAUCCAUAACAUCGCCCACCCAGCAACAGAUGCACUCCUAUCCACAAACCUCGCCAAUCCUACCGUCACAGGGAAACCCAUACUCUCAAGGCGGAGCGAGCGCCCAGCACCAUCAGCAGAUGAAUUAUCCCCAGACUGGCUACAUCCCCCCGGGAAUGCACCAACAAUAUGGAAUGUCACCCACGCAAGCGGCAGCUAUGGCCACGGCAGCAGCCGCCGGUCCAGCCGGCUACUACGACCAAAACUCUUUGCAGGGCCAGCUUGAUCCUCGAGCGUCUCCACGAAUGUCGGCCGGCGCCAUCAAAACUGAUGGACGCGUUGCACCUCGUUCCCCUACCGCGGUCUCAAACCCCAUGAGUGCCGGUGGACUUGCCUCACAAGUUCAGAUGACCCCUGGGCAACAGCAACAACUUGCACAGCAGCGCCGCAUGAGCACACAAGUGGGAAGCCCAAUGCAGCAGCCGCAGCCCGUGAUGAGCCACGGCGGUGCAAGGCCAUCUGUUGCUCCUCAGAUGCCACAACCUCCCCAGCCACACCAAUCCUCGCCAGAAGCCAUAGGUGGCGCACCUGCCGAAGAAGCUCCACUCUAUGUCAAUGCUAAACAGUUCCACCGAAUUCUGAAAAGAAGAUUGGCCCGGCAGAAGCUUGAGGAUGCCCUCCGGCUGACUUCGAAAGGUCGGAAGCCUUAUCUCCAUGAAUCAAGACAUAAUCAUGCGAUGAGGCGCCCACGUGGUCCCGGUGGCAGGUUUUUGACCGCAGAUGAGGUCGCCGCAAUGGAGGCCAAUAGCAAACCCGGUGGCGAGGGAGAGGACGGCAACGAUAAGGAAAACACUGAUGCCCCGGCCAAAUCGGCCGCCGCCCAGCCCAACUCAGCAAAGCGAAAGGCGUCGACAACACAGCUCAAGGGAACUUCGUCCACGAAGAAGCCUAAGACUGGUGGAGCAGUCCAGCGGCCCAGUACAAGCGAGGAAGAGGAAGAAGACGACGAGGAUGACGCAGACGAUGAUGGUUGAACUCGCUGUCCGUGAAGAUGAACUCCUCAUUCUUAUUACUUGUUUAAUCCCGCCAUAUCAUUCUCCUCUUCUACCACUGAGUUAUUUCACGAUUUACGAAGCGACUGUUACUUGGGCUCGUCUGCAUGUUGAAACCACUGCUGUCUUGCCUUGCACCCAGAUCCUUUCCUAACUACAAAUUGAUAUCGAACUACGUUGAUAUUCUGGCGAUGGGCUAGGUCGGGCCGACAUGGUGCCAUAUACGGUUAAGGGAUGGACGGUUCAUGGGGCGACAGCCACCCAAUUGGUUGGAGUUUCGAUGGUCACUGGUGGAUUGGGUAAAGAGGCGCCUUGCGUCUCG
Molecule: messenger RNA, 1655 nt
Organism: Aaosphaeria arxii CBS 175.79
Lineage: Eukaryota; Fungi; Ascomycota; Dothideomycetes; Pleosporales
Exons: 1
Coding region: 209-1315 (368 amino acids)
Biological process (GO): regulation of transcription by RNA polymerase II
Cellular component (GO): CCAAT-binding factor complex
Molecular function (GO): RNA polymerase II cis-regulatory region sequence-specific DNA binding; DNA-binding transcription factor activity, RNA polymerase II-specific
Source: RefSeq, a predicted model, not a curated record